UUAGAGAUACGGACCACCCUCCGAUGUCCUUGACCUUGACAUAUGUUGUCAAGGUCACCCUCCUGAGUGACCUUCAGAAGGUUUUAGCCGUCGCCCGUUUUUUAUUAAAAAGUUAUUAACCAAUAAAGUUUCGAAAAUAUAGCAGUUAUUUUGAGUAUUAAAACGCAUAAUGGUUUGCGCAAAGCGUUAUAAAUAUUACCGUAAGUUGUCGAUUAAUAUGCUAUGUCAUGAUAAUGAAUUGCCCUCGACAAAACUUUCUGGAAAAGGAGCUGAAUAUUUCAUCAUGCACAGCAGUUGAUUGGGUGAACUUUUGCCAAGAGCCCAUGAAUAAAUGGUUGAUGCGCAAACAAAAUCCAAUUGGUGGAAAUGGAAUCAUCGUCGAAAUUGAUGAAGCUAAAUUCGGACGUCGAAAAUACCAACGUGGACGAUUGAUCACAGGACAAUGGCUCUUUGGUGGUAUACAACGGGGCACGAAAAAUAUGUUUGUCGUGCCAGUUGUAUCUCGUAGUGCAGAAGUGCUACUACCCUUAAUCGAAAAAUACAUUGCUCCUGGGUCAAUAAUCUACAGCGAUUGUUGGAAAGCUUAUAAGAAAAUCGACAAAAAAAUAUAUCAACAUAGCGUAGUCAACCAUUCUGAAAAUUUUGUUGAUCCAAAUACGGGUAUCCAUACCCAAAACAGAGAACGCUUAUGGAGAGAUAUUCACGGAGGUAUUCCACAAUAUGGUCGUAGAAAAUACCAUUUUCACCAUUAUUUAGCAGAAUUUAUAUUUAGAAAAACAUACGAUUUCAACGAACGGUUGGAUGCAUUUUUUGAAAUAAUGUCUACUAUGUACCCUUUAACGGAAAAUAUAAAUGACAACCGAGUAAAAAUCUAA
Messenger RNA from Osmia bicornis bicornis, 875 nucleotides. RefSeq lists its product as uncharacterized. Bases 228 to 875 code for a protein of 215 amino acids. The transcript has 2 exons. The record is from RefSeq and is a predicted model, not a curated record. NCBI's taxonomy places the organism in Eukaryota, Metazoa, Arthropoda, Insecta, Hymenoptera, Megachilidae.